Vollenhovia emeryi is the source of this 3516-nucleotide messenger RNA. It is a transcript of the gene DNAlig3, whose product is annotated as DNA ligase 3. The transcript is spliced from 19 exons. The record is from RefSeq and is a predicted model, not a curated record. Bases 339 to 3338 code for a protein of 999 amino acids. Gene Ontology annotation, cellular component: DNA ligase III-XRCC1 complex. Gene Ontology annotation, biological process: mitochondrial DNA repair; double-strand break repair via alternative nonhomologous end joining; DNA recombination. Gene Ontology annotation, molecular function: DNA binding; DNA ligase (ATP) activity; ATP binding. Lineage: Eukaryota; Metazoa; Arthropoda; Insecta; Hymenoptera; Formicidae.
UUUCUUAAGGCUUAGGGCUUAAAUCUCUAUUGUAGACUAGGACUAAUAGCGACCCAGGUAACCAGGUAAUAAAAUGAUCAUUUCAAUUGCCAUCAAGGCAUGGGACGUUUUAUAUCAUCAUUUUGACUAUUCAUAUGUCCCUCAUCACUUUGAUUAGGCUGUCUUCACUGGGCUGCUAUCUGGGUAUAAGACCGACGUUUUGGAGAGUCCGCUCUAAUCUGAAAAUAUUUCUGUUUUAGAUGACGACACGACUCCGCUGCUGCGCCCAUGUAUCGGAAUAGAGUUUUCUUCAUCCGUCACUCGUAACCCCUAAAUUCGCCCAACGGUGCCAGAACGUCAUGUCGAGUGACGAAGAAGAUCAACAGCAACAACAGGAGGAAGAAGAGAAACCGUUCGCCGUGGAACGCGCGAAAACUGGCCGCGCGAAAUGCAAGAGGUGCAAAUGCCCGCUCGAGAAGGGCGAGAUACGGAUCGCCAAGUACGUGACGAGCUUCUUCUCGGACGGCAAACAGAUGCCGGCCUGGCACCACGUCACCUGUCUGUUCGACGCGUUUGCGAAACAACGUGCCACCACCAAAAGGAUCGACGAUCCCGCGGAGGAUGUGAAGGGUUGGGAGCAAUUGUCCGACGACGACAAGAAGAUCAUCUUGGACAAGUUGGAGGCAUUCGAAAAAUCUUUGCCGGCUAAGGGUUCGAAGAAAACCGCAUCGUCGCGCAAAGCGGCUGUUUCUUCUAGUAACUCUUCGGGGAAGACAGUGAAGAAGAAUACAGAUCAGAAGAAGGUCGCAACAGACGAUAAAGAGAAAGAUAAGGAGGGAAAGAGCAAAGUCCCGUCGAAGGAUGAUUCCUUUCGCGAAUUUCGACGCAUAUGCAGCAAGGUCGCCGACGUCGACGCCUACACCGACAAGACUGCGAUUAUUAAGAGGAUGUUCACAGCAGGAUCACUCGGAGACGGUUUUAAGGGCGACAUCGUACUCUGGUGCAAAAUGCUGUUGCCCGGCGCCGUGAAAAGAAUUUACAAUCUGCAAAGCAAGCAGCUGAUAAAAUUGUUCGCGCGAUUGCUGCUCCAGGACGAGGACGCGAUGCUGGAGCAUCUGGAGCAAGGCGACGUGGCCGAGACGAUCAGCGUGUUCUUUGAAAAUAGCGCUGCCGUGUCGCCUUGCGCCGCGAGCGUGUUGACAAUUCAAGACGUUGACCUCUUUUUGGAAAACUUGUCGCGUUUGACCAAGGAGGAGGAGCAGAUCCAGCAUUUUCGAUCUAUUCUCGAUAAAUGUACGAUUAAUGAUCUGAAGAUGAUCGUGCGUCUGAUCAAACACGACCUGAGGAUCAAUGCUGGGCCGAAACACAUUCUCGAGGGAGUCAACGCGGAUGCGUACAAAGCCUUCCAGAUGUCCCGAGAUCUGGAAGCGGUGGUGCGACGUUUCCUGCCGAACCUGGAGGAUAAGCCGUGCGCCUCAAGCUCGAUUUUAAGCCGAAAUAAAGUGGCCAUCUCGCUGAUGACGCCCGUUUUACCGAUGCUGGCACAGGCAUGCACGUCUGUGGAGAUGGCGAUGCGAAAGUGCCCGAACGGGAUGUUGUCGGAGGUCAAGUACGACGGCGAGCGCGUGCAGGUGCACAAAAGCGGAAACGACUUUCGAUACUUCAGCAGAUCUCUCAAGCCUGUUCUGCCGCACAAGGUGAACCUCUUCAAGGAUUACAUAAAGCAGGCGUUUCCUAACGGUGACGAUUUAAUUCUCGAUUCUGAGAUUCUCAUGGUCGACAAUCAGACCGGGCAACCUUUGCCUUUCGGCACCUUAGGAGCUCACAAAAAAGUUGAAUUCAAAAACGCCAACGUGUGCCUUAUUGUCUUCGACUGCAUGUAUUACAACGGCGAGAUACUUAUAGAGAAAUCUAUGUUGGAGCGCAGGAACAUCUUGAAGGACAGGAUGACCGAGAUACCGAACAGAAUAAUAUUGUCGGAGGUUCACGAAGUGCAUGAUCCGCGGGAUUUAGCGGACAGGAUUAUCCACGUGUUGAAACUGGGCCUCGAGGGUUUGGUCCUAAAGGACAUCGAUAGCAAAUACGAGCCGGGCAAAAGACACUGGUUGAAGGUAAAAAAGGACUAUCUGUGCGGCGGUGCGAUGGCUGAUAGCGCAGAUCUCGUCGUGCUUGGUGCAUGGUACGGCACAGGCAACAAAGGCGGCAUCAUGUCGGUUUUCCUAAUGGGUUGUUACGACGAGAAGCGCGACAAGUGGUUAACCGUUACCAAAGUACACACGGGACACGACGAUGCUACCCUGGCGGCACUGCAGGAUCAAUUGGACAUGGUGAAGAUCGGCAAGGACACGGAGAAGCUACCGAGCUGGUUACUCGCCGAAAAACCCAUGGUACCAGAUUUCGUAGCGAGGGAUCCCAAGAAGCAGCCGGUAUGGGAGAUAACGGGCGCCGAGUUUACGAAUCAGGGGGUGCACACCGCGGAUGGCAUCAGCAUCCGGUUUCCGCGCGUCACGCGGAUCCGCGACGACAAGGACUGGCUGACAGCCACCACUCUGGACGAGCUACGUGGCCUCUUCCAGAAGAAGCCCGGGUCCGUCGAUUUCAGCCGUCUCCUCGGCACGUUAACGGAUGUCAAGGACGCCCCGAGAAAGAAACUGUCCGAUCCUACGGAUACAUCGCCGAGAAAGACCGAGAGUGCGAGGGCAGGCUCGUGGGAUGCGCCAUCAACGAGUUCCAAGGCCAAAGAGGAGCCGACGGACGUCAAGGAGAAAGUUAAGGCAGUAUCGUUUCCGGAAGGAACCCUUAAAAGACGAAAGAGGGAUGAAUGCGACGAUGGUUCACCGGACAAAGUCCGGUCGGAGAAGAAGAGAGCGAAAGUGAAACGCGAGAUUAAGGGAGAAACGAAGGAUCUCUCGUCGACAAGAUUCAAGAAGGAAGAGAAAUCGAAUUCGGGGAUGGAACAGGAAGUAUCCUUCGAGUCCUCAUUCGAUGCGAGUGUCUCCGAUUCGGAUAUCGAAGAUAUCAAAUUCAAUAAUGUGCUGCAAGACGUGCGAGCAUGUCUUGCGCCUGGUUUCGAUACAAGCAGAAGGAAGGACGCACGGAGGAUGCUUAAAAUACUCGGUGCGACGAUGGUUACGUCGGCGAACGGACACGACUCGAAGGCGACUCAUGUCAUCCACACGCGCACGGAAAUUCCGUCCUCGGCCGUCCUUGGGGACUUCGUGGACUUUCCGCGAGCCGUCAAGCACGUGAAUCUAUCCUGGUUGGAGGAAACUGCGGCACGGUCGAGGAGACAGGACGAGGUCCCGCAUGCGGUCCAGUUGGCCGGCGAUUAUUGCGAUUGUCCGUGCAUUCAUCGAUAACGCAACAAGUAUACUCUCGUACGUACGAUUUGUAUGCAUCUUUGCUUCGCAAAUGUCUUUUGUAAAUGUUAAUUAAAUAUGUAAAUUUGCUACAAAGCAAAUUAUAAACGUGUCCUGAUAAAAGCAAAAAGUGGAAUUACAAAGCAAAAGUAAAACAUACUCUUGUUCGAUAAUGAAA